GGCAAGAAUUUUCUUUUUCUAAAACCCUUUCAUGCACCAGGAAUAUUUUUUUUCUUGGCACGUGUAUAUGCAUGAUAUAUUUUUCACCAGGGGUCGUGUGCACGUUUUUUUUUUUAUGGUACAAGUAUGCUUGCAGGGCAUUUUUUGUUUUCAAAAUCACCCACCCAUCCACCCAAAAGUAAAAUGGUCCAGUCUUCAAGUUACGAGCCCUGAAGCCUUUGCUCCUUCCUCUUAGGGGUGCUGAUGCGAUGUAAGUCGCUUAGCCUCUAGCUGGUUAGCUCCCAACUUGGGGAAUUAAAUCGAGCACUGCAUAUUAGCAGACAUAAAAAGCCUGGCCCCAGUUGUACAAAGGCUGGAUAACGCUACCCACCGGAUAAAUUGUUAUCUUGUGAAUAUGCGUUAACAAAACAAACCGUUGGGUAGUGUGGUUUGUGGAUAGCGUUUAAAUCCACCUUUCGAACAACGCGCGGCCUUAAUCUUCACAGAGGGAGCCGCAGAAAGCUGGGAUCCAGCCACGGUUGCUCACCAGUCUUCGCGCACCAUAAGGUAACAUGACACUCGUUUGAAAACACAGGCGCCAAAAUCGCACUUUGUCAUCUGGUGAACGAGGGUUUUGUUUGGUGUUACAAGCACUUCUUCGUUCGCUUUGGUCCUUUUAUAAGACACAAUGAGGUCGAAUUUCUUCGAUAUUUCGGACUCAGACGAUGAAUUGGACCAUGAAGUAUGUAUUGGUAGCUACCGAGGCGAUAUUGUAGGUAUUCGCUACUACCGUGGCACGGUGAACUACAACGAGAUGGUAUCACUGACACGUGAACCGCACAAUCCGUACGAUAGAAACGCUGUUCGUGUAGACAACGUGUACGGGAUACAGGUGGGGCAUAUAAAGCGAGAGUUAGCCCGAGCCCUGGCCGAUGUGAUGGACAACAGAUUGGCGAGAUUAGAGGGUGUUGUUCCAUUUGGAAAAAAUAACAUCUAUACCAUGCCUUGUGAUAUAACAUUUUGGGGUAGGCCGGAAAAUGAACAAGAAGUUCUUCAGAGGAUGCGUCGGCAUGGGUACAUUUUGAGAACAUUUAGGGAGCCAAUUCCACAAAAAAGUGGUGCAUCUGGACCUAAUAACUCACGCUCAGUGAUGGGUCUUGGUAGACCUCCUUCUGUUAGGAUUUCAUAUGAUAAGAUGACAAUGGAGUUGGACAAGCUAUUUGAGAAACUUGGGCAGAACAAGAUGGCAACUAUUGAACCUGCUGAGGCCAUAAAAACUGUGCUAUUCCCCCAUCAGAAGCAAGCUCUUGCCUGGAUGAUCGCAAGGGAAAACUCAAAAGAACUUCCACCAUUUUGGAAAGAUGAAACCAUCAACGGCAGGAAAGGAUACUUCAACUCAGCUACUAAUUUUGCAACAACUACACGACCUAGUUGUGUGCUUGGAGGGGUUCUUGCUGACGAUAUGGGCCUUGGAAAGACGCUGGAAGUUAUUUCACUCAUUGUUACAAAUUUCUACUGUGGAAAGCCAUUGGUUAGUCUGGCAGAUAGGAAAACUCAAAGAACAAAUGUAUCAAAGCAGAGGACUAAGCGAUCAAGAUGUACAAACCAAAGAACCAAACAAAGCCAAAGAAAAAAGGAGGACUUCUUGAAUGAUGAUGAAGGUGAGAUCAUCCAGGCUGAUGAUGAGGAUGAAAAUGAAUCAGAUGACGACAAUGACGAAGAAGAAGAUGAAGAAUUUUCUGGUGAUGUAUCAUUUAGUAUGACUGCAAAAGAGGAUCCAAACUUCAGUCCUGACAUAGAUUCCAUCAAGAAGGCUGCAGCCUCUCAACCUGUCAGAAGAUCCUCAAGGUCAACCAAGAGACCAGUGCGGUAUAUUGAAGCUGAAGUGCUUAGUGAAGAAGAUGGCAGUGAUACUGAACUGGUUGCUAAGGAUAGUGACAAUGAGACAGACAAGGUCAUAGAUCCUUGUCCAACCAAGAAAGCCAAAGUUUCAAAGAGGGCAGCACUGGUGGAAGAUAAUGAAUCCACCAGUACUAAUGUCAAAGAACAUAAGAGCAUGAAGCCUAAAACAGCUAAAAAGGAGUCCAAGGAGAAGAGGAAAAGCAAGAAGAAGAAGAAAGAGGAAAUAGGUAAACAUGAGCCAAGUUCAGUCAUUAAUGUGGAUCUAACUGACGAUGGACCAACUGCCAAACCUCCCUUACCUUGUCUCCCUAAAGAUGAUGUUGCUAAGGAGCUACCUGUACCAGCAGCUUCAAGUGCAGGUAGUGCUGUUGCAGAGUGCCCAGCUGUGCCACAUGUUACAUUGCCUCCACAGUCAAGCAGAGAAAGGACUGCUCAUCUUGGACCAAGACCAACUUUGGUCAUCUGCCCACUGUCUGUUCUAAGCAACUGGCAGGAUCAAUUUGAUGCUCACGUUCAUGAUGGGCUGUUAAGUGUCUACACGUACUAUGGCUCUGAGCGUACAAAGGAUCAGAACUUACUGGCUGAACAGGAUGUUGUUCUAACCACUUACCAGACAUUGUCUUCCGAGUUCUCCAAGGGAAAAUCUCCUCUUGCAAAUACCCAAUGGCUAAGAGUCGUCCUUGACGAAGGCCAUGUGAUCAGGAAUCCUAAUGCCAUGACGUCUAAAGCUGUCCAUGCACUGAAAUCUGAACGGAGAUGGGUGGUGACAGGCACGCCGAUCCAGAACUCCAUGAAGGACAUGUUCUCUAUCAUAAGCUUUUUAAAACUGGAGCCGUUCACUGAUAGGCAGUGGUGGAGAAGAACAAUGGAACGUCCGAUCAGUGAAGGUGAUCAGAGUGCGCUCAGUCGUUUGCAGGUACUAAUGGGAAGUAUUGCAAUGAGGCGUACCAAGACACAACAAGUGGAUGGUAAACCACUGGUGGAAUUACCGGAUAGACAGGUUUAUGUGCAGCCUGUUGAGCUGUCCCUUGAAGAGAGGAAGCUGUACGAUUCCAUGGCUAAAGAGGGAAAACUUGUCAUUGGCAAAUAUUUCAAGACUGGCAGCAUUCUCCAUAAUUACGCCGAUGUCUUGGCAAUUCUGAUGCGGCUCAGACAGCUGUGUUGUCAUCCUAAGCUCUGUGCAGCAGCGUCAGCCUUGUCUUCAACUGAAAGCUGUUCUACCCCAGAAGAACUCCGUCAGAAGCUUGUAUCUACCCUUGUCACCCUUCUGAGUUCAGGAGCGGACGAGGAGUGCCCUGUUUGCCUGGAUUCACUCUCUGUCCCAGUGAUAACGCACUGCGCUCACGUGUUCUGCCGGAGGUGUAUAGAGGAUGUGAUCAAGACGUCGGAGGCGAACCCUCGCUGCCCUCUUUGUCGUGGCUGCAUCAGUAUGGAUGUGUUGGUAGAGGUGCCCCUUGACGCAGAGGAUGUGGAUGAAGGCGAUGGAUCUGCAGAAUGGCACUCCAGUUCAAAGGUAACGACCCUUCGACGAUUAACAACAUCUCCAUUGCAAACAGGAUCAGCCAUUCACUUGGAAGAAGCUUUAUUACAUAAGACUUUGGCCUAA
This is a messenger RNA of Orbicella faveolata, 3487 nucleotides long. RefSeq names its product DNA-dependent ATPase/E3 ubiquitin-protein ligase HLTF-like. The record is from RefSeq and is a predicted model, not a curated record. Gene Ontology annotation, biological process: DNA repair. Gene Ontology annotation, molecular function: ATP-dependent activity, acting on DNA; nucleic acid binding; hydrolase activity, acting on acid anhydrides, in phosphorus-containing anhydrides. NCBI's taxonomy places the organism in Eukaryota, Metazoa, Cnidaria, Anthozoa, Scleractinia, Merulinidae. Gene Ontology annotation, cellular component: nucleus.